AUGCCAGCCAUCGCUCGCAAGCUCAUUAUCUGCGCAGCAGUUGACGGGCUUGUAAUACAGCCUCUCUCUUCCAAGGGCCAACGUCCCUUCCAACCAGCUCGAGUCAAGUACGGCGAAGCGACUAUCUCUCAUGUUCCUCGCGAACAUGUCCCCGAUGAUUCGAAUCCAGGUUCAUCUUUUGAAGCUUUCGGAGUGAUCGGCCUUAUUACCAUUUCGAAGUUAAGCUAUCUUGUUACAAUUACUCGGCGUCAGCAGGUCGCGCAAAUCUGCGGCCACCCCAUCUAUGUUGUUACCGAAGUUGCUAUCACACCAUGCACAUCCAGGAUAGGCGCUGAAGAGUCUGUGAAAAGGACCUCGGACCAUUUGUCACGCCAGGCUAGAGACUCAGGGAAUGAAAGUGACAGUAGCGAGGAAGAAGUCGAGUUACCUCCAAGAACGUCGGAUGAAGUCGAAGAUGCCAUAGUCGACGACGAAGACGCCAGACCAGGCUCGGCUAGAAGCCGUGUUGCUGAAGAUGUGAUUCGAAGGAGAGGCAGCUACGGGCGGUUUGCACAACGCUGGUUCAGUCGAAGUGGCUGGACUUUGGAUCAGAAGAGGAACAUGGGACUGAGCAAUUCGCAAAGAGUUCCGGAAAAGAACGACACCACCGAGGCUUUCGAAGGCGAGACGCAGGAGGACUCUGCCAAAGCCAUACCCAAUGAACCGGAACUUUUGCCCAAACUUUUGCGCACUGCGCAAAUCCUGUUUGGGGCGUCACGAAGUUUCUACUUCUCAUACGACGUUGAUCUCACUCGUUCUUUGAGUGACGGAUCGCUGCCUCCUAGCAAUGAGACUCCUCUCCACAACCAGGUUGACGAAGUUUUCUUCUGGAACCGCAACCUCCUACAGCCAUUUAUGUCGAGCGGGCAAGAUUGCCUCGCAUUGCCUCUGAUGCAAGGUUUCGUGGGACAGAGGACCUUUACUGUUGACAACCAGCCUCCACAGAGUGAUGACAAGGGUAAAGAUUCUGUCGAACUCUCUAAUCUCCCAUCUCCAAAAGAAGUGCCCGGCUCCCCUGCACAGGAGAGUUCCAGGGCAUCAAUCGAUCUUCGUCCUUCAGAGAAAAAGUAUCUGAUUACCGUGAUUUCGCGCCGAUCCACAAAACGGGCCGGUUUGCGAUAUCUGCGCCGUGGAAUUGACCAAGAUGGUUUUGUUGCGAAUAUGGUAGAAACCGAACAGCUUCUCUCUACGCCUACAUGGGACCCAUCCUCCAAUAUCUAUUCCUUUUUACAAGUCAGAGGCAGUAUUCCUCUUUUCUUUACACAAUCGCCUUAUGCAUUCAAGCCGACUCCUAUUCGACAACACUCUGAGGAGGCCAAUCAAGCUGCUUGCCGCAGGCAUUUUGAUAGUCUUUCCAGAAACUAUGGUCAGCUUCAAAUAGUCAAUCUCGUCGAAAAACAUGGAGUAGAGUCAAUUAUUGGUUCCGCCUACGAGACUGCUUUAGAACAAAUCAACAAAGAGGCGAGUGAAGAUAAGAAAAUACCUUUUGAGUGGUUCGACUUCCACGCGGCUUGUAAGGGCAUGAAAUUUGAAAAUGUCAGCCUGCUGCUGGAUCAGUUGAGAGACAAGAUCGAAAGCCUUGGUAGCACUGUUCAAAGGGAGGGCAAGCAGUUGAACAGACAGAAAGGUGUCAUACGAACAAACUGCAUGGAUUGUCUUGACCGAACCAACGUUUGCCAGAGCUCAUUUGCAAAGCACAUGCUCGAGGUCCAACUCAAGGAGGAAGGUUUUGACAUGAGCGCGCAGACUGAUCAAGUGACGGCUUGGUUCAACACUCUUUGGGCCGACAAUGGUGAUGCGGUGUCGAAACAAUAUGCGUCGACGGCAGCAAUGAAAGGUGACUAUACACGCACAAAGAAGAGAGAUUAUCGUGGGGCGCUGAAUGAUCUGGGUCUUGGCCUUGCUAGAUACUACAGCGGCAUGGUCAAUGACUACUUCAGUCAGGCGGCCAUUGAUUUCCUCCUUGGAAACGUUACAGCUAAGAUCUUUGAGGAGUUCGAGAGCGAUAUGAUGACAAAGGACCCAGCCGUUUCUGUCACCAAGAUGAGAGAGCUGGCCGUCGAGCUGUGCCAGAAACGAGUGAUAGCGGACGAGAAGGAGGAGUUUCACGGAGGUUGGGUGCUCUUGAGCCCUACCACGCCGGAUACCAUCAAAUCUUGGCCACUUGAAGAAGUCGUUCUUCUGCUGACAGACGUAGCUCUAUAUUCGUGCCGCUUCGAUUGGAAGUCUGACAAAGUAUCAUCCUUUGAGCGAGUUGAGCUCGACAGCAUCACUAGUAUCAAGCACGGUACAUAUAUCACCUCGACUAUCUCUCUUUCCCACAUCGACGAGGUCAAGAACGCCGGCUUUGUGGUGACAUAUAGUCCUGGCAAGAGUGAUAUUCGCCGUACAAACACACGAACCUUUUCAAAUCACGGUGAAACGGCAGGCAAGGAGGACCCUGCCGAGCAGAAAGAUGCCAGUAUACCUGCCAGCCUAGCCAACUUGCUCACCAGCAAAUCAUCACCCUCAUCGCCAGAUGUCCGUCGCCUAGUCUUUAAGGCAACAAACUUAGACUCCUCCAUUGCCGUCCUAGGCGACGAUGGCCCAAAACAAACAGAAACCCAGCAGGUUUCCACCAUUUGUGGCGAUAUCGAGCGACUGGCGCUGGAAAGGCAGCUGGAGCACCCUGACGGAGAUCGAAAGAGCCUUGUUGAAACUGGUUCUAUCAUCUCCCUAGAGGAAGCAAAGAAGAACACUGGAAUAUUAGAGCAGCUGGGACACUCACUCAAAAAGAUGGUGUGGGCAUAA
This is a messenger RNA of Fusarium sp. VM40, 2829 nucleotides long. Lineage: Eukaryota; Fungi; Ascomycota; Sordariomycetes; Hypocreales; Nectriaceae. The record is from the annotation of a GenBank genome assembly.